Molecule: messenger RNA, 312 nt
Organism: Puccinia graminis f. sp. tritici CRL 75-36-700-3
Lineage: Eukaryota; Fungi; Basidiomycota; Pucciniomycetes; Pucciniales; Pucciniaceae
Exons: 1
Coding region: 1-312 (103 amino acids)
Source: RefSeq, a predicted model, not a curated record
AUGGAGUCAGCCAAACAGGACUUCAGUUCCAGUCCCCAACUAGGCAAAACCAGUUACACCUACACAGAAUUCAACACCAAGGACAUGGGUUCCAAUCCCACUGUUGAGUUUUCAAGUGACAUCUCGCACCAGACUCGCCUGCACAUCCGCAGCAGCAUGGUGAGACAGGCAAACUCGACCGAACAGCGGUUCUCCUAUAAGAAAAAGACAAUUGGCACCGGUUGCUUGCUCCCUAGACUCGACAAGCUUUGUGUUCUCAUUUUUCGAUCAAGACUCAAGACCAGAUUCAAGAUCGCUCAUCAAAAGACCUGA